This is a messenger RNA of Macrobrachium nipponense, 1788 nucleotides long. RefSeq lists its product as uncharacterized. Bases 242 to 1477 code for a protein of 411 amino acids. The record is from RefSeq and is a predicted model, not a curated record. NCBI's taxonomy places the organism in Eukaryota, Metazoa, Arthropoda, Malacostraca, Decapoda, Palaemonidae. The transcript is spliced from 2 exons.
GAGAGGCGGGUCGCACACUUAAGCGAAGUGGGCUGCCUAAGUGACGUGCGAGUUCUCAAGUUAAGCUCAUCAUCACUUGCUUUAAAAAUUAAGUGAACUAAGAAGUGAAACAGUGUGAACUAUAGAGGUGAAAUAAUGUGACGGAGCUAAAAGUUUCUGUAAGAGAGACGAAGAUUUUUAUCUUACAAUAAAGCGCGGAAACGUUUACGAUGCUUGAACUCUGAUUAAACUGAUAAGUACGAUGAUCGACGACUUUUUUGAUGACGAUAUCAUUCCAGACAAGAAAAAUGAAGACAUCAAACGCAUAUUAGGCGACGAUCAUACUACGACAAAACAAGUAUCUGAUAUUAUCAACCAAACUCGUAAACUAGCACUGAAAGAAGAUAUCAAAGACGAGAAAUCAGAAAAAGAAAGUCCUUACUCUGAAUCUUUCGAAAGUGAGAAUGAAAAGGAAUCGCAAAUGUCGAGUCGAAGCAAAACCCAGGAAAGCGGAGUGGAGAAAGAGAGCGACAGCGUUAAGAAGGUUUCCUCGUCAGGGUCCUCGGUUCAAACGGUUAGCAGAACCAACGACAGUACUACAGGUGCCGACGGGUCAACGCUCGAUGAGAAUACCGAACCCGAAGUCUCCCAUGCUCUCAGCGACCAGAAAACGGGCACGGAAUCCAGGAGGUCGACCCAGAUAAGCAGAUCGAGCACUGAAUCCAGGCAUUCGACCCAGGUGAGCAAAUCGAGCACGGAUUCCAGGCAUUCGACCCAGGUGAGCAGAUCGGACGUUGUUACCGAGAGUUCAGCUGACCGGAGUCACAAAACAUCGCAUGACGAACCAGCGAAGGUUGAGAAAACAUCACACAGCUUAAGCCCCGAGGAUGCCGUAGGCUUACGUCUAGAUGUCGAAAGUGAUUCGGACGAGAGAGAGAAUGAUGACGGCUGGAUAAAAUGGUACGUCCAUAAACACGAACUACAUCUGGUGAGGAGAAGGGAGGAAAGGGAAAAGUUAAAAGAAAGAGCUGAGAAAAAAAGGGAAGAGAAGGAAAAGAAAAGAAUUCAGAAAGUCGAGAACGACAACAAGGUGAAAAAGUGGCUGCUACAAAAGAGGGUCGAGGACCGAAAGAAGCGCGAGGAGAGGUCUCGAGAACGGGAGGAAAAGGAGAGGGAGAGAGAGGAGGAGCAAAAGAAGAAAGAGAAGACGUUGGAAAGAGCCAAGGGAGCUUACGAAGAGUGGAGGCAACAGAAAGAGGAAGAAGCAGAGACAGAGAAAAGAAGAUGUCAGCGAAAAGAAGAAGAGGAAACGCAAGCCAAGCGUGACAGGAGGGCGAGGACGGAACGGGCGUAUUCUGAGUGGAUGACCGCCCACCCAUAUAGACCUCCGGCCUGCACCUCAUACGCCUACUCGGGCGGGAGGAAGAUCGCUUAUUAUGAUCGUGACAGACCUCCUUCGCCGGCUAUGGUAAACCCUAUGCCUUGGAGGUAUAAAUAAUGGCGAAGGAUGGAUGGUUACCUGACAGAGAGGUCUUGUUGCUAUGAGUCUACAGAGCCAUGAGCGUCAGAUCACUUUUCUAGAGCAAUGACAGAUAAUUGAAGAUGUAUUCAUAGGUUCCAGAUGAUUCUAGUUAUAAGAAAUGAGGACCAUGAUAUUUAUAUAUUGUCACACGAGAUGUUCCAACUAAUGUGCCUUCCUUGUUAUAUGUGAUAGAGGAAGCCCUCUGAAAAUCUUGACUGCCAUUAAUAUUAAAGGCUUUUGGCCAGGUUGUAGGAUUGAAAUUCAAGUGUACUGAUUGAGUUGUUGAA